GCUUAAUGUGGUUGUAAUUAUCUUUAUAAAAAAAAAAUGACAUCCUUUUUAGCUUGUAGUAAAAGGGAAUUGAACUGUAACAUUUAUCUCAGUGGUUCAAAAUUAAACAAGGAACGAAAAAACAUAUUUAUCAGGAUUUGAUAGUAUAACAAUUUACGAUUGUACAGCUGUACAUGAAGUGUCUUGCUCUUUACGAUAGCAUUUUCUGUUGAUCAAGUAUGGAAUUUUAUGCGGGUAGUCCAUUGGUAUUAUACGUUUGGAUUUAUUUAAUACAUUAUGUUGCAAGUUAUGACCAGCUCGUGAAUACAACAAAAACGAAAGUGGAAAGCAGUUCUACGUAUACGUAUGGUACUUACUCUGGAUCUGCUGACAAAACCAUUGACAAAAAUUUCGAUCAAGAUUAUAGAAACUGCAUGCACACAGCCCCAGGGCGGAAAAGGGCCUGGUUAAGAAUUGACCUCGGAGACUACUUCAAUUUAAAAAGCGUUAAAAUAUGGUACAGGAGCGACAAGAAUAGGAGAACAGAUCAUAAUACGAAGAGACUCAAAGGAUUUUCCAUUUUUGCGUCUUAUACGCCAAACGUAGAUAAAAAGUACAUAUGUUAUCAAGACCCAGGGAAUAAGACACUUCAUACGGUGCUUGAAGUGGACUGUACUCGUAUAGCGCGUUAUGUAACGAUUUUUAAUGAUAAAAUUAAUGACCCAGUUGGUGUAUUUCUGGAGAUCUGUGAAGUGGAGAUUUACGGUUGCCCACGUCAUGAAUAUGGCGAAAAGUGUGCUCGAUGUGAUAUGUGUAAAUAUGAAUGCGACAUAACGGGACGGUGUGAUACACAAGGUUGUAAAGAGGGAUAUCUUCCACCAUUUUGCAAAGUGUGUAGUCCUGGGAGAUAUGGCGAAGACUGCAAAGGGGUAUGUGGUCAUUGUGAAAGAAAUGAGGCAUGCCCUAAUAUCAAUGAAUCCUGUCCUGGAUUAUGUAAACCUAGAUAUUACAUGGAGAAAUGUCCCACAAGGCAACUUGUAAAUCCCACAUUCACCUUGGCAAAUAGUAGUUCUGUUGGUUACAGAGGAUACCCAAACAAGACAGUGGAUGGAAACUUCAGUCAGAGUCACUAUUUGCACUGCAUGCAUACAUCUGGAAUAGGUACCGAGGCCUGGCUUCGAAUCAAUUUACGAAAAAUCUACAAUAUCAGUUCAGUCAAGUUUUGGUAUAGAAAUGACAGAAAAUACCCCGAAUCACCUAACACAAGAAGGAUACAAGGGUACAACAUCCGUCUAUCAAACACAACCCAAAUUAAACAUCAGGAUGUCUGUUUUCAACACACUGGAAAUGAAACUCUGCCACCAAUUAUCGAAAACAAAUGUGAAGGGGUAGCACAGUACGUAUGGAUUUACACAAAUAAAUCGUUUCAUGAUGGAGUUUUCCUGGAAAUCUGUGAAGUGCAGAUAUUUGGUUGUUCCUACCAGGAGAAUGGUGGAAAAUGUGUCCCUUGUGACCAGUGUAAGAAUGAUUGCAAAGAAAACGGGGAGUGUGAUGAACACGGUUGUAAGAUGGAUGGUUAUCUUCCUCCAUAUUGUAAAAAAUGCAAACGUAGACGCUUUGGUAAGGAUUGUAAUUCUACCUGUGGACAUUGUGCCAAUAAUAUACCGUGUGAUGACGUGACUGGUUCCUGUCCUGAUGGAAAUUGUUCACCUGGAUGGAAACACACAACAGACAGGAAAUGUGAUCAAAAAUGUGAUAACGGAUACUUUGGCAUGGAGUGCAGGUCUAAUUGCAGUGGACACUGUGCAGGAGGAAUACCUUGCAACAAAAUCAACGGAUAUUGUCUAGGAGGCUGUGCAGACGGAUGGAUAAAUUCCUACUGCAAUGGAACUUGCAAGGAAAACUUUUACGGCAGGAGCUGCAGUAUUCUUUGUGGACAUUGUGCGAACAGCGCAAAAUGUGAUCACGUGACAGGCUCUUGUCCUUCUGGACACUGUGAGCCAGGAUAUAAAUAUAAUGAAAAGAAAUGCGAUGAAGAGUGUGAUGACGGUACCUUUGGGUACCACUGUAGGGAAACUUGCAGUGGACAUUGUGCAGGAAAAGUGCCAUGUAAUAAAGCUAACGGUUAUUGCCCUGGAAGAUGUGCAGAUGGAUGGAUUAAUCUUUUCUGCAACGAAUCUUGCAAGAAUGGCUUCUACGGCAAGAACUGUAGUCUUCCUUGUGGACAUUGCUUAAACAACACAAAAUGUGAUCACGUGACAGGCUCCUGUCCUUCUGGACACUGUGAACUAGGAUGGAAGAAUACAUAUGGAAGAAAAUGCGAUGAAGAGUGUGAUAACGGUACCUUUGGGUACCACUGUAGGGAAACUUGCAGUGGACAUUGUGCAGGAAAAGUGCCAUGUAAUAAAGCUAACGGUUAUUGCCCUGGAAGAUGUGCAGAUGGAUGGAUUAAUCUUUUCUGCAACGAAUCCUGCAAAAGUAAAUCUUACGGAAAGAACUGCAGUUUUGCAUGUGGACAUUGUGAGUACAACGCAAAUUGUGAUCACGUGACAGGUUUCUGUCCUUCUGGACGCUGUGAACCAGGAUAUAAACAUAAUGAAAAGAAGUGCAAUGAAGAAUGUGAUGACGGUACCUUUGGGUAUUAUUGUAGGGAAAAUUGCAGUGGAAACUGUGCAGGGAAAGUACCGUGCAACAAAACUGACGGUACUUGUCCUGGAGGAUGCGCAGAUGGUUGGCAAAAUCCCGACUGCAAUGAAAAAUGUGAUGUGGAGUUUUAUGGCAAAGACUGCCAGGAAAACUGUGGUCACUGUGGUGGAUCCCAAACAUGUCAUCACAUCAACGGAUCCUGUUUCGGGUUAUGUAAACCUGGAUACCAGGGAGAAAAAUGCAAGAGAGAAUGUGAUAUGGGGUUUUAUGGCAAAGACUGCAAGGAAAAGUGUGGCCACUGUAGAGGUGUUGUGACCUGUCAUCACAUCAACGGAUCCUGUCACGGGUUAUGUGAAUCUGGAUACCAGGGAGACAAAUGUUACACUGUAUGUGACAAUGGAACAUUUGGAUUAUACUGCCGGUAUAACUGCAGUGGACACUGUUCAGGCGGAUCACCGUGUUCCAAAGUAGACGGGUUGUGUCUUAGAGGAUGUGACGAUGGAUGGAGAAAUUCUUAUUGCAAUGAAACAUGCGAAAAAGGUUUUUACGGAAGAAACUGUACCAUUCCCUGUGGACAAUGUGCCAAAUAUGCAACAUGUCAUCACGUGACAGGCUCCUGUCCUAACGGGUACUGUGAACCAGGAUGGCAAAAUACACCUCACAAAAGAUGCAAUAAAGAGUGCGAUAAUGGAACCUUCGGACACCACUGUAUGAAUAAUUGCAGUGGGCAUUGCAAAAGGGGAUUGCCGUGCAAAAAGGAUGACGGGAAUUGUAUUGAAGGGUGUGCAGAUGGAUGGACAAAUAAGAAGUGCAAUGAAACAUGCAGUAGGGGUUUUUAUGGCAAAGGUUGUCAAGAAAUAUGCGGUAAGUGUGGGGGAACUGACACAUGUCAUCACGUAAGUGGAUCGUGUCCAAGGUUUUGUGCACCUGGGUAUAAGACAGAAAAAUGUGAUAUAGAAUGUGACAACGGAACUUUUGGAUUCCGCUGCAAUUUUACCUGUACAGAAAGUUGUCUAUCUAUCUGCAAUAAGAUAAACGGAACAUGUGAUAAUUGUCAAUACGGAUUCGUCGGAGAGUUCUGCAAUAUUACAGUUGCAGAAGCCCAGGUACAGGACCUCACACCAGCUGCUGCAGGAGCCGGUGUUUUCUUGUUAAUACUCAUCAUAGCAAUCAUAGUUUUAGUGGUUGUCCUCGCCAGAAAAUCAAGAAAGAAAAAAGCAGAUGCCAUAGAGUUACCAGAGAGGAAAGAUUUGUCCAACAAUGAUUCGCAAGAAAAUAAUCCUGAAGACAAAGGCAACAAAACUGAGAACGGCUUACAUAGAGAGGAAAAUGCUGACAUUGAGUACAUUGCCACAGACAACAGUCAAAAGAAAACACUCAUCAAAAUAUCUGAUCUUGGAAAAAUAAUCAAAGCAUUUUCGCUGGAGGAAAAUAAGAAAUUCACCGAGGAAUUUAAGGGAAUACCGUAUGGAGAACAGCAACACAUUCCGUGCGCAGUGGCUAAACUACAACAAAACAUGCCGAGAAACAGAUACAAAACAACAUUCCCAUAUGACCAUUCCCGCGUGGUUCUGAAUGUUUGUCCCGAAAAUGAUUACAUCAAUGCUAAUUACAUCAAGGAUGUAGAAGGGAAACAACGUUAUAUUGCCACCCAAGGACCAAGGAAGAACACAGUACAAGAUUUUUGGGCGAUGAUUUGGCAAGAAAACAUCUAUGUUAUCGUCAUGGUCACUAAGUUGAUAGAGGGAUCAAAGAUUAAGUGUGAGCAGUAUUGGCCCGGACAAGGUGAUCAGAUGACGUCAGGACAAUUUUGUCUUCAGCUGAUGUCACAGAAGGACUAUGCAAACUACACACAGCGUGUCAUUAACAUUACAAAUAAAAAGACAAACGUUGUGAAGACAGUGAUUCAGGUUCAAUUCAUGGCUUGGCCCGACCAUGGAACUCCUUCGCCGAUAGAACUCCUCGUCUUUUAUCGUCAUGUCAUGCGCUUGAGGCAGAGGUAUCCCGAGAGCCUACUAGCUGUGCACUGCAGUGCUGGUAUAGGUCGGACAGGAACCUUUAUCGCUUUAGACGCCUUGUACAAACACGGACUGAAAGAGGGAAAUAUAGACGUGGUGGAAUACGUUAAAAUCAUGCGAGAAGAUCGUAUGAACAUGAUACAAAAUGCCGAUCAGUACGUUUUCUUGUACAAAGCUCUGUUUGAGAUUUUCAAGACCAAUGGAAGGUUGUUGAAGAAGGAACAGUUUAUUCAGGAAGUGACAUCACAGUUAAUGUCAGAUAAAGCUGCCAACGCCUCUCAAUUCAAGAAGGAAUUCAAUGAGCUGCUUUCAAUCAGACCAGAGAUAGACGUGAAAGACACAACAGAUGCCAGAGAGAACAUCAACCUCAAUAUGACAAAAACCGUUCUUCCAGCUGAAAGUGUUAGAGUGUUGCUGACGUCCUAUGUUCGUGGGCGGGGAAGCUACUACAACGCAGUGUCAAUUUCGUCCUACACACUAAGGGAAGGACUAAUUGCUGCACAGUAUCCAGUAGAGGGCGCCGGCGUCGAUUUAGUGCGCUUGCUCAUUGAUCACAACUGCUCUAUCCUGGUGUCUGUCAACCAACUCUCAGACAUUGCAUCUUCUUCAGAGUGGUUCACAACUUCACCUGAAAAAAGCAGCAUUUCUCCAUAUAAGACGAAGAUUAGUGCAGUUCAAAGCUUGUCAAACAAGCUCAAGAUGACCUUUCUCAAAAUGAAGCAUGACAAGGAUUCAGAAUGGCACAAUGUCAAAAUGUUGGAAAUUCUAAACUGGAAGGGUAAUGAAAAACUUCCGUCGGAAGAGGAAGUGCUUGUAGAAUUACUAAACAAAGUUCAGGAGAUUGUCAAGGAUCCGGAGACCAAAAUAGCAGUUUUGUCAAGAGAUGGUGCUACAGGUUGUGGGAUUUUCUGCGCUGUGUAUAACGCCAUACAACAGCUACAACAGGACAAUGAAGUGGACAUGUUUACCAUAAUCCGGCAGUUACAAAUGCGUAGACCGGAAAUGGUUUCUACUAUGUCCGAAUACCAGUGCUGCUGUCAAGUCGUAGCAAACUUCUUUACCGCGCAAAAGGAUGACAUUUAUGAAAAUGCUCAAGGACAACAGGGGGUCACGAAAACGGAGGAGAAUAUUUACGCCAAUACAAAUUCUUAAUAUCUCAUUUUAUGUAUAAUAGAUCGAAAAGUUAUGACGUUUAAUAUUUCAGUAUAUUCAAUAUUGUUUUAGUUAGUUAACUUAAAUUAUAUUGUUCUCAAAUUUAGUACAUGUACAUUUAAAUGUUUAUUUGAAUAUUAUAUGUACCGUGUGUAAAUUAU
This is a messenger RNA of Saccostrea echinata, 5956 nucleotides long. RefSeq lists its product as uncharacterized. Bases 219 to 5795 code for a protein of 1858 amino acids. Gene Ontology annotation, biological process: protein dephosphorylation. The transcript is spliced from 41 exons. Gene Ontology annotation, molecular function: scavenger receptor activity; protein tyrosine phosphatase activity. Lineage: Eukaryota; Metazoa; Mollusca; Bivalvia; Ostreida; Ostreidae. The record is from RefSeq and is a predicted model, not a curated record.